UACUUAAGCACUUGACACAGCACUGCAGUUCUCUCAUGAGUAACAGAGCUGCAAUCAUGUCUGAUAAACCGGUGCUUUACUACUUCGAUGGAAGGGGGAAAAUGGAGUCUAUCCGCUGGGCACUUGCUGCAGUUGGUGUCGAGUUUGAAGAGAAGCUAUUUGAUACAAAGGAGGAGUAUGAGAAAUUGCUAAAGAGUGGAGAUUUGCUGUUUCAGCAAGUUCCAAUGGUGGAAAUGGAUGGCUUGAAACUAGUACAAUCAAAAGCCAUCCUGAGCUACAUAGCUGGAAAAUACAACAUAUACGGAAAGGACCUAAAAGAAAGAUUAUUCAUUGAUAUGUAUACCGAGGGGGCAACAGACCUAAUGGGAUUGGUUAUACCAUCAUUCUUUAUGGCUGAACCUGAACAGAAUAAACAACUGGACCGUGUUAAACAAAGAGCUUUGAACAGAUAUUUUCCAGUUUAUGAAAAGGCUUUGGAAAACCAGGAAUAUUUAGUUGGAAAACAAUUUAGUAUAGCAGAUGUGCAGCUCCUGGAAGUCAUUUUAGCAGUGGAAGAACUACAUCCUACUAUCCUGCAAAACUUUCCUAAUUUACAGGCUUUCAAAGCAAGAAUAUCUUCAGUCCCAACGAUUGAGAAGUUUUUGUCCCCAGGAAGCAAAAGAAAGCCUAUUGCUGAUGCAACAUAUGUAAACACUGUAACCAAAAUUCUUUUCAGCUGGCCUGUAACCAUGUGUGACAAAAUAGUGCUUCACUACUUCAAUGGAAGGGGUAGAGCGGAGUCUAUCCGCUGGCUGCUUGCUACAGCUGGUGUCAAGUUUGAAGAGCAUUUUCUUGAUACAAAGGAGCAAUAUGACCAGUUGCUUAAAAAUGGAGAUUUGAUGUUUCAGCAAGUUCCAAUGUUGGAAAUUGAUGGCAUUAAAUUAAUAUCAACUAAAGCCAUCCAGAACUACAUAGUUCGAAAAUACAACUUGUAUGGAAAGGACCUAAAAGAAAAAGCAUUCAUUGACAUGUAUGUUGAUGGAAUCAGCGACCUAUCGACACUGAUGCUAUCAAUGCCCUUCCAAAAAGAAGAGGAAAAGCAGAAGCAAAGAGAUCUUAUCAAACAAAGAGCUUUGAAUCGAUAUUUUCCAGUUUUUGAAAAAGCUUUGGCAAAUAAGAAAUAUUUAGUUGGCGACGAGUUAAGUUUUGCAGAUGUGGGUCUUGUGGAAGCCAUUUUAGCAGUGGAAGAGGUACAUCCUAAUAUCCUGCAAGACUUUUCGAAUUUACAGGCUUUCAAAGCAAGAAUGAUUGCAAUACCAACAAUUAAGAAGUUCCUGGAGCCAGGGAGUCAAAAAAAGCCUAUUGCUGAUGAAACAUAUGUAAACACUGUAAAGAAAGUUUUGUCCUUGUGA
This is a messenger RNA of Rana temporaria (common frog), 1391 nucleotides long. RefSeq lists its product as uncharacterized. Bases 36 to 1391 code for a protein of 451 amino acids. Lineage: Eukaryota; Metazoa; Chordata; Amphibia; Anura; Ranidae. The transcript has 13 exons. Gene Ontology annotation, biological process: glutathione metabolic process. The record is from RefSeq and is a predicted model, not a curated record. Gene Ontology annotation, molecular function: glutathione transferase activity.